Pseudogymnoascus destructans is the source of this 1196-nucleotide messenger RNA. RefSeq lists its product as uncharacterized. The record is from RefSeq and is a predicted model, not a curated record. Gene Ontology annotation, biological process: polysaccharide catabolic process; L-arabinose metabolic process. Bases 492 to 1196 code for a protein of 234 amino acids. The transcript is spliced from 3 exons. Lineage: Eukaryota; Fungi; Ascomycota; Leotiomycetes; Thelebolales; Thelebolaceae. Gene Ontology annotation, molecular function: alpha-L-arabinofuranosidase activity.
CAAAGAGGUUCUUGUGGGAGAUUCUGACAGACUACUGGAAAACUCUAGAUGGCGUCAAGGGACCAAUGUGGUUUUCGGGCUUGCUACUUAUUUCCGAUUCUGUAGCCGCUCUAUGCUAUUCCAAAAUUCCUGGCUCAAUCCACUACUCUCGCAAGUUUUAUACUUGAUCUUGGGGCCACCUGAUUAGUCCCGCUUGGCCAACCCGACUGGGGCAAAGAUUGCACUUCUUAAUUUUAAACCGAUCUAACCCUCCUCCAGAGGUCCGCGUUCCUACUAUAUGCGCCCUGAUCUCGCCUGGGAGGGCGUCGAGACCAACGAGUUUGAUGUACGGCCCCUGGCAAGUCGGCCAGCUGAACGCAGAGGACUACUCCAAAAAAGCCAUCGUCUUCGCCAAAGCUCUCAGACUCCUCGACCGUCCCUCGUCGUGCGGCGAAACCUGAUACUCAAGCUGGGACUUCGAAGUCCUCCGCUCCUGCAUCCCAUACGUAGACAUGCAUAGCAUCCACAUUGCGAGCUCCGACCACAUGAUGAACGUCAGCGCGCCCCUCAUUGCCGAGCGCGCCAUCGAAGCCACAGCUGCAUUCAUCGACGUCGCGCGCAUCGAGAACAACAUCGUGCCCACUAAGCACACACCACUAUCUGCUUCCGAGUGGAAAGUGUGGCCGACGCGGGCGCCUGGGAACCUUGGGGCGGAGGAGAAGUACACGCUCUCUGAUGCGCUGGCGGUGGGGGUGUGGCUCAAUGUGUUUGUGAGGCAGGCUAAGUAUUUGGGCAUGGCGAAUAUUGCGCAGUCGGUUAAUGUGAUAUCGCCGCUUAUGACGACCGAGAAGGAGAUUGUGAAGCGGACGACGUUCUGUAUUUUGGAGUUGUUUAGCAGGUAUAUGAGGGGUUGGACGGUGCAUACGCAUGUUAUAGGGGGGGUGUAUACGGGGGAGACGGAACCGGCGUGGUUGAAGGGGGUUCAGGAGGAGGGGAUAAAUACGCUGGAUGUUAGCGCUGCCGUUGGAGGUGGGGCGGAGGGCGGAGUGGAGACACGUACGGUGACGGGCGAGAAUGUGAAUGUGGUCAAUACUGAGGAGGAGGAGGUGAGGAUAGCAGAGGGUACGUGGGAUGGAAAGGGGAAAUACACGUUCAAGAAGCAUUCCUUCACGCUGUUGAUGUGGAAGAGCGUGGAGAAGAUCUUAGACAAUGAAUAG